ACCCCCACAGGUGAUUCGGAAGUACAUGUCGGGCGGGCUGUGUGGCUAUGACCGCGAGGGCAGCCCGGUGCGCUACGAGAUCAUCGGGCCGCUGGACGGCAAGGGGCUGCUCUUCUCCGCCUCCAAGCAGGACCUGAUCAAAAACAAGUUCCGGGACUGUGAACUGCUCCGGCUGGCGUGUGAACAGCAGAGUGAAAAGCUGGGCAAGAAGAUUGAGAUGGUGAUGAUGGUGUACGACUGUGAGGGCCUGGGCCUGAAGCACCUCUGGAAGCCAGCUGUGGACACGUAUGGGGAGAUCCUGUCCAUGUUCGAGGAGAAUUACCCCGAGUCCCUCAAGCGCCUCUUUAUUGUGAAGGCCCCCAAGCUCUUCCCCGUGGCCUACAACCUGGUCAAGCACUUCCUGAGCGAGGACACGCGCAAGAAGGUUGUGGUGUUGGGAUCCAACUGGAAGGAGGUCCUGCAGAAGUACAUCGACCCCGCGCAGAUCCCGGUGGAGUACGGGGGGACACUGACAGACCCUGAUGGGGACCCCAAGUGCUCCAGCAAGAUAAACUACGGGGGGGAUGUGCCCCAGCAUUACUACGUGCGGGACCAGCUGGCACAGAAGUACGAGCACUCGGUCGUGGUCAACCGGGGCUCGUCCCACCAGGUCGAGUACGAGAUCCUCUUCCCCGGCUGNCCCUCCCUCCCCGGGUUUGGAUCGUGUUGCUUCUCGCCACGCCAGAUGUGCCAGAUAUCUCGGGAUGAGUGA
This is a messenger RNA of Zonotrichia albicollis (white-throated sparrow), 751 nucleotides long. The record is from RefSeq and is a predicted model, not a curated record. Lineage: Eukaryota; Metazoa; Chordata; Aves; Passeriformes; Passerellidae.